Messenger RNA from Ectocarpus sp. CCAP 1310/34, 798 nucleotides. Lineage: Eukaryota; Phaeophyceae; Ectocarpales; Ectocarpaceae. The record is from the annotation of a GenBank genome assembly.
AUGUCCGGCAAGGUGGUCAAGGUUGAGCGUGCCCUGUAUGGCCUAACGCAGAGUGGCCGUGAGUGGGGGUUUGAAGCUGCCGAUGCCCUCAUCGAGAAUGGAUUCGAACAGUGCAGGGUUGACCCGUGUGUCUUCCGGAAGGUGGUGGAUGGAGAGGUCGUAGGUCUCAUCGUGAUCUACGUUGAUGACAUCUUAGUGGCGGCAGACGAGGGAGACCGAGAGGAGUUGUUCGCUUCCCUCAACAAGAAGUUUCCGGUGAAAGAUCUGGGGGAGUGUACCUGGUACGACGGGUGUGCUAUCGCCAUGGAUGUAGAAAAUUGCAUCACCAAGCUGUCCCAGACAGCAUACAUUGAGAGUAUGCUGACGCGGUUUGAUGUGACCACGACCGCUUUCACCCCUGCUGCCACCGAUGCCGACCUAGAGCCGAAAGGAGAUGACGAGCCCGANUGGCCGGUUGACCCGUGUGUCUUCCGGAAGGUGGUGGAUGGAGAGGUCGUAGGUCUCAUCGUGAUCUACGUUGAUUACAUCUUAGUGGCGGCAGACGAGGGAGAGCGAGAGGAGUUGUUUGCUUCCCUCAACAAGGAGUUUCCGGUGAAAGAUCUGGGGGAGUGUACCUGCUUAGCGAGGAGCAAGCACGUCGACGUGCGGUUUCAUUUCAUUCGCGAGCUAUUCAAGUCGGGCAAGAUCACUGCAGAGUAUGUUCCGACUGGAGAGCAGCACGCCGACAUGCUGACCAAGGUCCUUGGCAGAGAGAAGUUAGAGUACCACCGGAAGCCUCUGAUGAACCUACCGAUGUAG